AUGAGUUCCUCUAAGCAGCUGUUUACUGAUGAAGCUCAACCUCUGAAGCGUAGCAGCAGUUAUGAAAUCAUGCCUCCUGACAUGUCUGAGCUGAGGGUCGUUGUGCUGGGGAACAGCUGGUCUGAGAGGAGUUCAGUGGGGAACUUCAUACUGGGAAAGACUGAGUUCAACACUGAGGAAGCACCAGACUGCUGUCUGAGAGUCAGAGGACAGUUGAAGGAGAAAGAAAUAGUUCUCAUCAACACCCCAGAUCUGCUGCUUCCAAACAUCUCUGAAGACAAACUUACAGAGUUUAUAGAAAACUGUGUGAGUCUCUCUGAUCCUGGACCUCAUGUGUUCCUGUUGGUUCUACAUCCUGAAGACUUCACUGAGGAACACAAAAAGAGGCUACAAACAAUCCUUGAACUUUUCAGUGAUCAAUCAUUUGAUCAUUCACUGAUACUGAUAUCACCACACAGAGAGGAGAGUUCAGGUUUCAUGGAAAACUACAUGAACCAUCCACCCUUAAAAGAAAUGAUCAGAAUGUGCAGAUACAGAUAUUUAAAGCAGAAGAACCUUGAACUUCCAGAGCUGUUAACACGAUUGGGUCAAAUUGUCAAAGAGAACAAUGGAGAACAUCUGAGCUGUGACGUAUGUAAGAACUCAGCAACUGCUUUACCUGAUGACCAACCAAAUCCAACACAAAUGGAAAACAUUUUGGAUGCUGAUGAAACCGCCGGGACAUCCAGGAUGGAAAGUAGCACUUCAUACCACUGUAAGUAA
This is a messenger RNA of Thunnus maccoyii (southern bluefin tuna), 762 nucleotides long. RefSeq names its product GTPase IMAP family member 2-like. Bases 1 to 762 code for a protein of 253 amino acids. The record is from RefSeq and is a predicted model, not a curated record. Lineage: Eukaryota; Metazoa; Chordata; Actinopteri; Scombriformes; Scombridae. Gene Ontology annotation, molecular function: GTP binding. The transcript is spliced from 4 exons.